GGUUGCCUUCAGUAAGCUCGGAGCUUUCGCUCGGUCCAGGCUAUCCCUCCGAGUCUUCUCUCUCUCUUCCUCUCUUUUUCACCAAAAGUAUCACCAAUACAACAUAUCCCCUCAAAUUCUCCCCUCUUUCCUCAAAAUCAAAUUCACCGUAAGGAGAAAGAGAGAGAGAGAGAGAGAGAGAGAGAGAGAGAAAGAGAGAGAGAGAGAGAGAGAGAGAGUACCUAUCUCUCGACAUGUCGAAGAAUUCGUUGACAGUAUGCGUUAUCGUAUUCGCGCCUCCAGAUCGUCGAGGAGAGAGGAUCGAUCCUCGUUCUUUCCUCCUCCGACCUUGAGGUUAGAGUUACGAGAGAGAGAAAGAAAAAAAAAAGAGAAAGAGAAACAGACAGAAAGACAGACAGAGAGACAGACAGAGAGACAGAGAGAGAGAGAGAGAGAGAGAGAAAGAGAGAGAGAGAGAGAGAGAAAGAGAAAGAGAGAUUAAGAAUAGAUGAACUUCAAAGAAGAAAACCUGGCGAACGUGUCAUCGAAUGUGAAUUAAUAGUGUUGUUGUGUUUCAAUGAUUUCUUUCCUUUUUUUUUCUCUUUGUUUCAUUUCUUUUUUUUUUUUUUUUUUUUUUUUUUAUCUAAUCGUGAUUUAGAAUGUCUUCGGAUUGAAAUGAUAAAUGUGUGAGAUCCUCGAUGAACGAUCGAGAUAUUGCAACGAUAUAGAAAUAACGCGGGAAAUUAUAAUUGAGAAACAAUAUAGUGACAAUCUAUUACGACGAUUAUUAGAAUAAUAUUUUGAAUUGUUUAAUUAUAUUCAAUAGAAUCUAACGUGUUUUAUUAAAAUGAGAUAAUACGAAAGUUAGAGAUUUUUUUUUACAUCGUUCAAGCCAAGAGUUAAAAGUAAGAAAAUGAUCGAUGAUGACGAUGAAAGAGGAAUAUUCUCUACGGUACGAGCAAAAUCGAGAGGAUAUAUGGACCAAGACACGUGUUGGAAGAAUGCGAUGCAGGCGUGCGAAAAACUUGUCAUUAAAAUCGACGAAAUGUUUUAUCGCACAAAUUUAUCACUAUUUGAUCUCUCCUAAAUAAUAAUAUUAAUAAUAAUAAUAAUAAUAAUAAUAAUAAUAAUAAUAAUAAUAAUAAUAAUAAUAUUAAUAAUAAUAAUAAUAUUAAUAAUAAUAAUAAUAAUAAUAAUAAUAAUAAUAAUAAUAAUAAUAAUAGUAACGAUGAUAUGUGUUAAGAACAAUUAAUAACUUCGAGGAAUGUGAUUGCAGAUGUGAUUUUACUGGUUAAAUUGAAAAUAAAGUCGAUUAAAGUAGAGUUCCUAAAGCAAUAGUAAAUGAACUUCGAUGUAAAAGCGUGUACUGUUUGUUUUACUGUGCGUGUACGUGUGUCCGUGUUUAUCACUGUGUAAUUUUACACGAGUCGAUUUAAUCGAAGAUCCUUCGAAACGAACACGAACGAUGCGGUGUAACUGUAACGAGGUGGUUGCAGGCUUGAAAAUCAAGAAAUAUAUGAUAACAAAGAGUCGACCAAAAUAUUGGAUCGAUAUCUCCCUGAAAACGUUGAACUUUCCGUCGUUAAUAUAAUCGUGAAAAUUUUGUUAAAAUAUAAAAGGAAAUCUCUAAUGAAAGACGGAUCAACGAGGUACAGGUGAGAUGGAGACUGAAGACGAAAUGGAAGAGGAAUUGUCGGAAGCAACGGGAAUGGAGGUAAAUCAUAACAACAAUCUUGGGAACUUUGAAACUAUGAGGAUCUCUUCGAGAACAUCGGAAAGGGGUGAUGAAAAUAACGAUCAUUUGGAAAUAAAUCUUCAAGUGAAUACGAAGAACGAUAAAGAGGAAUCAAAAUUAUCUUUAAGUACAAGUAUGAAGACUGAUAUAAAGGAGUGCGAGAGGAGGCCCUGUAGGACCAAAAGGAUCUCUUGUCAGCAGGACACAAUACACGAAUACGACGAGGACGAUGGCCUGACAAUGGACAGAGUUGGAAGAUACAUGGAGGCUCAUCCAAACGUAGUUGAGAGUUGGCUAUACGAAAAGGCAAGUUUGGAAUUACGACAACGAUUGCAAACGCCAAGAUUGGAACGUACAAAGUCAAUAACUUCAACUUCUUGUCAAGACCAGGAAGGUAUUUUGAAUCGACCGAAACGUAACAGCGUCACUUCCGAUCUCUUUCAAACGUGGCUAUCGACGAGUUCACCGGCUAAACGUAGCAGAAGUCCAAGCAGGGCUUCUAUAUCGUUAAUGGGUCGCCGAGAGGAACUCAAUAGACUGGACGAAAACGACCUAUUUAUGGAACUCAUAAGGGACGUAGCGAACGAGCUGGAUAUCAACGUACUUUGUCACAAAAUUUUGGUCAACGUUGGAAUACUUACUUAUGCUGAUCGAGGAAGUCUCUUUCUUGCAAAAGGUCCACUCGAGGAUAGAUACUUGGUUGCUAAACUUUUUGACGUUACUCAGGAUACAGAACUUGAGGAAGCUGUUCAACGUGCAAAAAAUGAAGAGAUAAAGAUACCUUUCGGCGUGGGUAUCGCCGGUUACGUAGCUGAAACGAAGAAGAUAAUCAACAUAAAGGAUGCUUAUAAGGAUCCACGAUUCAAUAGUGCCAUCGACAUGCGUACAGGUUACAAGACAACGCUUAUCCUAUCGAUGCCUAUUUGUAAUUACGAGGGUGACGUUAUUGGAGUCGCACAGAUCAUCAACAAGACCAAUGGAAGCAACGAGUUUACUGAAAGAGACGUGGAAGUAUUUCAAAGAUAUUUAACCUUCUGUGGAAUUGGGAUUCAAAAUGCACAACUAUUUGAGUUAUCCGUGCAGGAAUAUAGGAGGAACCAAAUUUUACUAAAUCUCGCGAGGAAUAUAUUCGAAGAGCAAAACAAUCUCGAAUGUUUGGUAACGAAGAUUAUGACGGAAGCAAAAGAGUUGCUGAAGUGCGAAAGAUGUGCGGUUUAUUUGCUCGAUCUGGAUUGCGGCGAGGCGGGUCAUCUCGAAAAGAUCGUCGAGCGACCCAGUAAAUCGAUUCAAGAAAACAGAAAACCAUUGUCCAGGAGAGAGCAGCACAGUUCGAUCGAAAGCAGUAAGUUCACUAUGAUCUUCGAAAUGGAUAACGAAACACAAGAGGCACGGGUGUAUCGACCAAGUACCAAUGAUCUUUCCAGUCCAUUGGGUCAAAUCGCAAGAUACGUUGCAGCUACUGGACAAAUUCUCAACAUAGGAGAUGUUACAAGUUGGUUGAAGAAAGAUGUUGUGGAAACUGAAAAGGAAUCAACAAGAAGUAUCCUCUGUAUGCCGAUUGCUAAUGGUCAAAGAACUGUGAUAGGUGUUGCCCAAUUGAUUAAUAAGGACAAUGGUACAUCCUUCACCGAUUCUGAUGUCUCCAUUUUCGAAGCAUUUGCCAUAUUUUGUGGUCUUGGUAUACACAACACACAAAUGUACGAAUCAGCUUGCAAACUAAUGGCAAAGCAAAAGGUCGCUUUGGAAUGUCUUAGUUAUCAUGCGACGGCCAACAAUGAUGAUGCUUUGAAGUUAACCUCUGACUCUAUUCCAUCUGCUGAAAAGUUCAAUCUUUACAGUUUCACCUUUACGGAUUUUGAUUUAACAGACGACGACACGUGCAGAGCAACCAUAAGAAUGUUCAAACAGUGCAAUCUUAUUCAUAAAUUUCACAUCCCUUAUGAUAUCCUUUGCAGAUGGAUUUUAAGCGUGAAGAAAAAUUACAGGCCAGUGAAAUAUCACAACUGGCGACACGCAUUAAACGUAGCACAAACUAUGUUCGCAAUGCUGAAAACAGGUAAAAUGGAACAAUUCAUGACCGACCUUGAGAUUCUCGGACUACUGGUAGCCUGUCUCUGUCAUGAUCUUGAUCAUCGUGGUACGAACAAUGCAUUCCAAACAAAAACGGAAUCACCACUUGCCAUUUUGUACUCUACAAGUACUAUGGAACAUCAUCAUUUCGAUCAAUGUGUCAUGAUAUUGAACUCGGAUAGCAAUAAUAUCUUUCAAAAUCUUUCUAUGGAAGAUUAUAGGAGAGUUAUGAAGGUGGUCGAAAGUGCUAUACUUUCGACGGAUCUAGCGAUGUAUUUUAAGAAAAAGAAUAGUUUCAUGGAGCUGAUCGACGAUGGUGAAUUUGAUUGGCAAAGCGAGGAAAAGAAAGAAUUGUUAUGCGGUAUGAUGAUGACAGCAUGUGAUGUUAGCGCGAUAGCAAAACCUUGGGAAGUUCAACAUAGAGUAGCAAAAUUGGUGGCCGAUGAAUUUUUCGAUCAGGGUGAUUUGGAACGAUUGCAAUUGAAUCAACAACCGGUAGCGAUGAUGGAUAGAGAGAGAAGAGACGAAUUGCCGCAGAUGCAAGUUGGUUUUAUCGACGAGAUAUGUAUGCCGUUGUACAAAGUUAUGGCGGAAACGUUUCCAUGGAUUAUGCCACUUUACGAAGGUACCAAGGAGAAUAGAAGACAUUGGCAGGAUUUAGCGGAAAAAGUUGAAAUGGGAUUGACUUGGAUAGAUCGCGAUACCAUCGAAGAACCAGUCGAAGAGUUUGUUUCUUACGAGCCAAGGGACAUUGAGUUCACUGUAACGACCUUGAACUGUACCCAUCCCGAUAGAAAGGAUCAAGUUCAAGAAAAAUCAGCAUUAGCUAGAUUCACCUCGUUUAGGAAAGGAGGUCGUACAUUGAGCAAAGGUGUCAGACAACGUCUAAGUAAAUCGCUUUACGUAAAGACUAAUUCUGAGGACACUAGUAAAACAAAAGUAUUGAUUUCUGAAAGGAAAAGUCGUAAUAAACUUUGUCUUCUCAUUUGACGGCUCACGACUACUACUCUCGAGAGUAUACCAGAAUGAUGUUUGUCCUUCCUAAAAAAAAGAAAAAAAAAAAAAAAAGAAAAAAAAAAUAAAAGAAAAAAAGAAAAAGAAAAAAAAGGGGAAAAAAAAGAAAAGCAAACAAAACAGAAGAAGAAAAAAAAUCCAACGUCGUUCGUUCUUACGUCGAACGAUCGAUGGAUCAUCGCAAACCGGUACGAUGUGAUUUCGUUCUAACAAUUCCAACGAGACGGACUACUUUUACUCCGUGAGUUUAAAAUAUCAGAAUCAAAAUAGAAUAGAAUCGGGAACGAUCGGAAAUUCGAUUUGGACAGUCGAACGAUAUCUAUUAAACACCGUCGUCGUAUCCUACCCAUAACUACCCCAUCCCUCUUCUUAGCCCGCCCAAUAUCAUUGAUUUUUUGUGCUGAAAUGUGUGAAACUUUCUAUAAAAUGAUUAAUAUAAGAAAAACUGCUGGACUUGUAUUUCUCUUUUUCAAAAUGGAUACGUCAUACAGAAAGAGAAGAGAGAGAGAGAGAGAGAGAGAGAGA
This is a messenger RNA of Vespa crabro (European hornet), 5323 nucleotides long. RefSeq names its product cGMP-specific 3',5'-cyclic phosphodiesterase (gene Pde6). The record is from RefSeq and is a predicted model, not a curated record. Gene Ontology annotation, molecular function: 3',5'-cyclic-nucleotide phosphodiesterase activity; protein binding. Gene Ontology annotation, biological process: signal transduction. Lineage: Eukaryota; Metazoa; Arthropoda; Insecta; Hymenoptera; Vespidae. Bases 1640 to 4774 code for a protein of 1044 amino acids. The transcript has 13 exons.